AUGAAGACCUCACAGCAACUUCAGGAAUUUAAAAAAUGUCUUAUUAUAUUUAUGGUAGGCAUCAUCUGUACUAUUCUAUCAUGUACAAUCUACGCUCUAGAUCCAAUAAAUAUUGUUUUCAAAUGGAAAUUAACAAUGACCCCGACGUCAACAGUUUUUCUGAUGUGGAAAAAACCACCCGUUGACGUAUUCCUCAAAGUAUACGUAUUUAAUAUUACGAAUGCUGAAGCAUUUUUGAAUAAUGAAGAAAAGUUGCGAGUUCAAGAAGUUGGACCUUACGUUUAUCAAGAAGUUUUAGAAAAUACCAAAAUCGUGUGGCAUGAUAAUGGCACCAUCACUUAUAUACCAAAACGAACGGUCAUUUAUCGUCCAGAUAUGUCAAUAAACGAUCCUAAGAAAGAUAUUGUUACUGUGACAAACAUUCCAUUUUUGGGGAUUUCCUCAGCUCUUGCUGACGCCGGAUUUUUUGUAAACUUUCCAUUAGUACAAUUAACUAAUUUAUUGGAUACUAAACCAAUUGUAAAUAUGACUGUGUAUGAAUAUUUUUGGGGCUAUGAAGAUCCAUUAGUCCGUUUAGCUAGUGGCAUUGUUCCAAAUUUUAUAAACUUCCAGAAAUUUGGACUUCUUGACAGGAUGUAUGACGAAGGCGAUAAUUUGGUGAACCUGAAUAUUCAAAAAAAUAAAAAUAUGUCUGAUGAAAAUGGCCGGUAUUUGAGUAUUCAAAACUAUAAUGGUAGUCCUGGCUUAGCGCACUGGGGAUAUCAGGAAGAGGAAGGCAAUGAAACUAUUCCGGGUAAUACUAUUUGUAACCGGAUUAGAGGAGCUACAGAAGGUACACUUUUUCCAUCAAAUCUUGAUAAAAGUGCAGUAUUUCGAGUGUUUAGAAAGGCUUUCUGUCGAGCGCUCCCAAUAGUUUUUAAGAAUGAAGUAACAACAUCUUCAGGGUUGACCGGAUGGGAAUAUACUUUAUCCGACAAUUUUCUUGAUCCACCUGACAUGAAUCCUGAAAAUGAAUGUUACUGUCGUAAGAUGAAAAAAUGUUUGAGAAAAGGUCUCUCUGAUCUAACGCCUUGUUAUUACAACAUUCCAGCAGCAGUGUCAUUGCCACAUUUCCUGAACGCUGAUCCAAGUCUUCUACAAGACAUCGAAGGCCUUCAACCAGACCGUGAGAAACAUCAAACAAGAGUUGUACUCCAACCGGCCAUUGGUAUACCUAUCGAUGUCAAUUCAAGAAUACAAACUAAUCUUGUAAUGAAAAAAAUGACUUAUAAUAAAAGGCUUGAACCGUUUAGCAAUCUCGCAAUACCAUUAUUUUGGAAUGAUUUAGAAAUUCCAUCAAUUAGUCCUGAUCUUUUAAUGACAAUGAAGUUAUUACUACAAAUCGGACCUAUUGUGCAAACAGCAACAAUCUGUCUACUUGCAAUAGCUGGAGGAACAACGUUUUUAUUAUCAUUAAUAGGCAUGUUAUGGAUAUUGAAUCAACAAACUGAGCAACAUAGUGAUGAAAGAAGAGAUAGUGUUGACUUAAAGAUACCACUUGGAUAUGGUCAAUAUACAGCCAUACGCAUUUUACCAGCAAUCAAAAAAAUCACUUCAAAAACAGAUCUUUUUGGUUAAAAUACUUUAUUGUAAAAUAUAUUUAUUUAUAAACACUAGUUAUAAUUUCAAUUUCUGUAUAGAUUUUUCUUCUAUUUUAAUGCACUCAAUCCUUAUAUAUAACAGAAAUCCGAGAAAAAAUCGUCAUGUCUGA
Messenger RNA from Cotesia congregata, 1750 nucleotides. The record is from the annotation of a GenBank genome assembly. Lineage: Eukaryota; Metazoa; Arthropoda; Insecta; Hymenoptera; Braconidae.